AUGAAUGUCUUCGAGUAUUUCAUUUCAUGUGAUACGCUCGGCGCCCAACCCUAUCAGGGCUACAGCAAUGAGUUGGUGCUUAAGAACGUGAUCAAAGGCAUGCGCCUCCCGGAGCCCGAGAACUGUCCCCGAAAGCUUUGGCGAAUAAUGCAAUUCUGUUGGCGCCGACACCCGAAGGCCAGGCCCUCGUUCACGGAGAUCACGGAAUACCUGCUGCCGCUGUCGAACCAGUCGUUCAAAGAGAAGUGCUAUUACCUGAACAACAGCACCAUUAAGACGUUCGGCAGCAGUGGUGUGAAGCGGCCCAAAAAGUCGUGGUACGCGUGGAUGACUACCAAUCGGCUGAUACUCAACGAUCUGAAACCGGGCGCUGAGAUGAUCGACGACACCACCCAAUACUGCCCAAUGAGUCCAGUGAUGGACGACAGCGUCGGCACCGGUUGUGGCGGCGACGAUAAGGACGACCAGAGGGACAGCGGUUUGGUCGCCGAUAUGCGGACAACCGGUGACGAGCUGUCGGAACAACACAUUAAGUUUCUCAACAAAUUGAACGAAGAGAAGACUCUGGAGGUCGACGUGUCGGACGAC
Medioppia subpectinata is the source of this 588-nucleotide messenger RNA. The record is from the annotation of a GenBank genome assembly. NCBI's taxonomy places the organism in Eukaryota, Metazoa, Arthropoda, Arachnida, Sarcoptiformes, Oppiidae.